Humulus lupulus (European hop) is the source of this 1733-nucleotide messenger RNA. RefSeq lists its product as uncharacterized. Gene Ontology annotation, biological process: protein dephosphorylation. The record is from RefSeq and is a predicted model, not a curated record. The coding region runs from base 166 to 1269 and encodes 367 amino acids. Lineage: Eukaryota; Viridiplantae; Streptophyta; Magnoliopsida; Rosales; Cannabaceae. The transcript is spliced from 7 exons. Gene Ontology annotation, molecular function: protein tyrosine/serine/threonine phosphatase activity.
UCUAAAUCUCACGUGCGAAUCACUAAUAUAUUUAUAGGGGAAACUCGCCAGCUCUGUGAUUGUGCUAAGAAGCUGAUAAGUUCUUUUGAUAAAAAAAGGAGAAGGACCUUCAUAGUCGGAUUGUUUCGAUUACCAAGGGUUUUCCAGAGUUUAUUGGUUAUCGUCAUGCCGUACCUUGUCCGUGAAAACCUAUUCAUUGGCAAUAUUGGGGACGCGGCAGAAGUUCUCCAAAAUGGUAGCAGCGAGAUCACUCGUAUUUUGUCAAUGCUUAGUUCCGCAUCCAUCUCAAUCUUCUCAGAAUGGCGAAGUGGCCUCACAAUUCCCACAAAGGAGAUAAAAAUGCAUUAUGUUGGUGCCUCAGAAACUGAGGAUGAUUCAGCUUCAGAGGAUGAAUCGACUGAAUUGUCAAGUAGCGCCAUGUCGCCAGGGAAGGUUUUGUAUUCGUUGGAAUAUGCAGGCAAGGACUUGAAGGUGGUGAGGAUGGCAGUGCCUAUGAGAGAUAUGGAGAGUGAGAAUUUGUUGGACCACUUGGACGUGUGCUUGAAUUUCAUUGAUGAAAGUAGAAAAAAGGGAUCCGUUUUGGUGCACUGUUUUGCUGGCGUGUCAAGAAGCGCAGCUAUCAUUACAGCAUAUCUGAUGAGAAGUGAACAUCUUUCUCGAGAAGAUGCUCUACUAUCUCUGCGGCAAAGCUGUGAGUUUGUUUGCCCAAAUGAUGGUUUUCUAGAUCAGCUUAAAAUGUUUGAGGAAAUGGGUUUCAAAGUGGAUCGUGCUUGCUCCAUAUACAAGCGAUUCCGCCUUAAAGUAUUGGGUGAGUGCUAUAACCGUGGAGAGAGAAUAGACAGCUCCAAACUAGGUGCGGAUCCUGGUUUGCCUAGAGAGGCUUCUUCAGAUGUAGAAGUACCUAGAGAUUCAGAAAAUAGUAGUAGAUCUGCAUACCGCUGCAAGAAAUGCCGGAGAGUAGUUGCGUUGCAGGACAAUGUUGUGGAUCACGUUCCGGGUGAGGGUGAGGCAUCCUUCAACUGGCACAAGCGAAAAAGUGGCAACCCUUUCAAUAACUCCGAGGAGCCGGAAUGUUCUUCAAUCUUUGUGGAGCCUUUACAGUGGAUGACAGCAGUUGAAGAAGGUGCAUUGGAAGGCAAACUCUCAUGUGCUCAUUGUGAUGGUCGCUUGGGUUACUUUAAUUGGUCGGGCAUUCAAUGCAGUUGUGGGAGCUGGAUCACGCCAGCAUUUCAACUCCACAAAAGCCGAGUGGAUACAAGCACUGUCUAAAGAUUUGUCAUGUGUACAACACUCUUCUUUUGUUCCCCUACUAUGAAAGUAUUCGAUCUCUGUUUAUUCCUUUCGAGAUGGCAUUCCACAAGUUUGUGAGAUACUCAAAUGCCAAGCCUACCCGCCACACUCUGGAAAUUGAGUGUGUGACGACGGCCAGCGUGGAAACUUUAAUUUUUUUUUCUUUUCCUUAAAAAAAAUUCUAUGAUGAAUUUGAGGUUUUUCUUCUAAUGGAGAAUCAGGAGCCUGAAUAAGUGCACCUUAUUAUAUGAUAGGGUCAAUGGUUGAAUGUUGUGUUCUCAAGGAAAUUCGCCACACAAGUCCUUGUACAAAAUGUGUUACCCUUUUCUUGUUGCCGUGAAUAAAACUAUUAUGGCACAGAACAGAACAUUCUGUUACGAAUGAAAUCCCAAAUAUUUGUGAAAAUUAAUUUUAAUUUGAAAACAAAUUGUUGUUGCACUUUA